This is a messenger RNA of Coturnix japonica (Japanese quail), 8123 nucleotides long. NCBI's taxonomy places the organism in Eukaryota, Metazoa, Chordata, Aves, Galliformes, Phasianidae. The record is from RefSeq and is a predicted model, not a curated record.
UUGCUUGUGAAAUGCAAGGCUGUGGUUGCUGUCACUGUGGUUACUCAGAGCUCUGAGGUCUUGCUCUUUUUGCAUAAAGUAGCAAAUUGUCAAAGCACAAAAGCUACCUUGGACUGUCAUAAAACUGGGGCUUAAACAUCCUUGUGAGGCCACCUCAUUGCCUUGCUUUCUAGUUUUGGAAGUCCUAAUUAUUUCUCAAGUUCAUAAGUUGGAUGCACUUUUGCUUUAAGCUAUUGAGUUGAUAUGUAGGAACAACGGAAGAGGGUGCUCAUAUGGAUCUGCAUUAUUGAUUGAAGCACUCUCCCUCACUGUACUUCAGUGAAGUGCAGCCAAGAACAACAAGAUAAGAAUUAAUAAAAGUGACAAGGGAGUUUCUCAGUCUGUGCUGGUGCACAUUAGCCUGGAUGAAGAGAAAAAGAAGCUGAUACUUGAGUCUUUUGAGUCGUGAAGGGUCUGGUCAGUCCUUGAAGGGGAAGUACAUGAAUGGCCCGGUUGUCAUCGCAUUUUAUUUUUCCUCCAGCUUUGACUAAUGGUGCAUUUCCUCUGGCCUCCCACAGGCUGUCCAUGGCUGACUUGCUUUGUCACUCUUCACAUCUAGUCCACUGCCUUUACUGUCCACCCUGUUCCCAUGGCAGGGACCCAGUGUCCUCUAAAAAAACGCACAGGCACAAAACAUCUGUCAUUCUCCCCACUUUCAAGCGACCACUUCCCAUAUUGUGUGGCCUUGCAGGCUGAAAGCAGUCUGCCUCCCCUCUGCGUGCCUGGAGUACAUGCUUUACUCUCUGCUUGAUAAGGGAGCUCCAGCAUUCUGCCUGUAAAAAUAGUAAUGGGCAUCUCCCUGUUGAUAAACAGCUCUGCCUUUAUUGUGUUCAUGGGGUGAUAAGUUGUCUGGAUCAACAACCAGUUGUCCAUUUUACUUCUUUUCAGCCAAAGUUAUUAGGGUCAAAUUAGGUGUGAGCUGUGAAAUUAAUCAUUAUGAGCACAAGCAACAUAGUGUGCUGUGGACAAAGGAAAGAAAAUAGUUUAGAAGUGGAAAAUAUUGUAGGGCAUGAAGAACUGAAGCAGUCAGGAAGGGGAGGAGAAGAACAGCUGGCAGUGCUGUCCAGGGUUGUUUAUCUAAACCUAUGGGCUGUGCUGGAUUUGUUCUCUUGCACCUGUGGACCAUGAAAUCACAAAACAAGGUAGUUCUUUAAUUCCACCUACUUUGCCCAGAUACAACAAAGAGAGUCUCAAUUAAUCCACAUGCAAUGCCUCAUAAGGAGAGGAGUGUACCUGCCUUCUGCUUGCUUAAAGGCACUAUUAGUGGUGCAUUGAUUAUAGUAUUCCUUGCGCAUCUCCAGUGUGGCCCCACCAGAAGCAUUUCAUGGGACUUGUAAUAAUUAUUCACUUCAGAAGGAUCUGCAGCUAUUGCUUCUGAUGCAGACUGAGAUGUGCCCAACCUGCAUCUGACAAGUGGGCUCUGAAUUACAUGGAUCUAGUUCUCGUUGGAAAUGAAGUCCGGCAAAUCUAAAUUAUUAGGUGGAAUUUCUAAGAUGAGACUUCAGCCCACCCUUCUGAGGCAGCACUUGGCAAUUUACGUACAACCUCUACCUAGGAACUGUGUCUUAUGAAUCAUGCUUUUUCCUUAACAAUUGCCUCUCCCUGUAGAGCAGGAAUCAUGGUACUGACUGGCAACAAGAGAUUAUGUGGAAACACGUUACAUUUCUUUGUUGAAUUCCAAGCUUGGAAGAAGGAGUAUGCAGUUCAAAGGUCAAAUGUAUGAAAGCAAAGCCUGCUUGAUAUAUCAAGAGCUCUUUGUAAAUUUGAUUCUAACUUGAGAAGCUAGAGAGCUGUGAAGGGGCGAAGGGCAGAGGAGAUAGCACAGUACCCACUGAAACACUUCCAUUUUGUUUUCUGAGCUACUGCCACAAGGAAAGACUGCCUUCUGUGCUGACAGAUCUGCCCUUCUGUUAUCAGACGCUGCUCUUUUGCUAUCUCAGUUUCAUAACAAUUACCUUUGCCUGAGAGUUAGUGGAUCAGCCACAUUGGGCAAAGCAGUCCUUGGAGAAAGAGAAUGAUGGAUGACAGAGCGAUUCCCUUCAACAUGACUGGGGCACUGAGGCUCCUGCUCAGCUCUGGAUGUGCUAGAGAACCCCCACUGCUCCUUUUCACUGUAACUUCAGCUGCUGCAUCAGAGCUAAGAAAACUGUUCAAAGAAAAGCAUUCCAAGGAGCCAUCUGAGAAGGUUCUUCAGCAGUGCUGAUGGGUGUUGCUUUAAAUGGCCCUGAGACCUCCUGGCCCUUUAUCCAAGCUGCCCGGACCCAGCCUGCGUGUAAAUAUGUCAGAGCACCAAUGAGACGGAACAUGGACACAGAAACGCCGGCGGCUGCUCCAGAUAAAACGCUGAGCUGAAGCCGGGGCGUUUAUUGUAAAUAAAGAUCAAGGCAAAGCAGCAACGUUUGUGUUCGGCUUCAGCCUGCCAAGUAGAGGGCACUGGAUCCUGUAAACAGGAAUUGGUGCAGUGCAGCUCAAAGGGCCUAACAGCUUUAGCAGAUGGACUGAUUUUUUUAACUCUGGAUAUUGGUGAUGUGGAAGAGAAGUCUGGCUCUGUCUGCUGAACACCCACUGACAGAGACAUCCAGUGGUUAAUGGGGUAUAUGGACAGGAGGCUUCAGCUUAAUCCCCUGGAACCAUGACAGUUUGAGGUGUUGCCUGGCUCAGCUCUCGGAUGGGAAAGGAAAGAAUAACUUGAUCAUCUCUCCAGUCAUUUCCUGAUAUUUGCUGUUAGAGAACAGAUGUGAUUUCCUCCAGAAGGGUCUGCUGAGUGCUCUCAUGCAUCUGAUCUACUAUGCAAGGCAGCCUUGAGAAGAUACGGUCUGGUUGUGUACGUUGGUAAUCAGAAGAUUUGCCGUAGGAAUCCAGAAACGCUGCCUACAAGAGAACUGACUGUUGGCCUGGAAAGAAAACACCAGAGGAACCCUGGAAUUCUGAGAUGUAAUUGACUUUCUAAGUACAGGCUGCCUUGCCCUCCACGGUAUCUGUCGUUUUGCUCUCCCAGUUGCUUGGAUGGCUCAGCCACCUCCAGACCCACACUUUGUGCUCAGAGGUGCCGGUGCUGCUGUCCAUGCGCUGCACUUUUCCUGCGGAGGUGAAGAACCUGACAUCCCCAUUCUCUUCUCUGGGUCUGAGAAUGGGUUUAUCCAUGUCUGGAACCUGAAAACUCACCGAGUGGACGCGGCCCUGGAUGGCCAUGGAAGAAAAUCUGUCUACUGGUUGAAAACAAUGGAUGGUAGAGACAGGCUCCUGAGUCAAGGUCGUGACCAGAGGAUCUGCCUGUGGGAUUUAGCAGAGGGACGGACCUCAGUGACAGAUUCUGUCUACACGGAGAACGUGGGAUUCUGCAGAUGCUCCCUGCUAAAGGCGGCACAGGGACGCUGGCUGAUGGCCAUGGCAGCCAAGGCCCUGGAGGAGGUUCAGGUUCUGGAGCUGCCGUCCAAGACGUCAGUCUGUACCUUGAAGCCAGAGGUGGGUGCCAGGCUGGGCAUGCCCAUGUGUCUGAAGUUAUGGCAGGGCAGCUGUGGUUCACAGCCAUCGCUUCUGGCUGGCUAUGAAGAUGGAUCAGUGCUCCUUUGGAAUUUGUCAACGGGAAAAGUGCUGAGCCAAAUUAUUUGCCACCAGGAGCCGGUGAUGAGCCUUGACUUUGACUCAGAGAAGGCCAAAGGGAUCUCGGGCUCAUCUGAAAAGGUGCUUAGCAUCUGGAGCCUCAACGAGCAACAGAACCUGCAGGUCCAGAAGACGCACAGACUUGUCAAUGCUGGCAUAUCUGAUAUCACCAUCCGUCCUGACAAGAAGAUUUUAGCAACGGCAGGAUGGGAUCAUCGCAUCAGGAUCUUUGGCUGGAAAAAAAUGAAGCCCUUAGCAGUGCUUGACUACCACACAGCGACUGUCCAUUCUGUGUCCUUCUCAGACCACAAAAGCCCCAGUGACAGACUGCUGGCAGCUGGUGCAAAAGAUCACCGCAUCAGUGUCUGGUCGAUAUAUACUCAGACGUGACACGUCCUGCACUGUCACACGCUGGGAAAGCAGGAUCGAUGAAGCAAUUCCUCGCACUGUAAUUCAAACCUGGCUCUGGUGAAGCAGUAGAAUGCUUUUUCCAGGCAGAGGUGAGUCCCUGGAAAUUGCUAGAUUAAAUUUUUUAUGCUGCUUGUUCAUGUGGGAAGUUCUGUCUCCCAGGGAGGGGAGCUGACUUCUAGAAUUUAUAACAAGCGGAGCAAGGCCGGUCAUGAACAAAGACAGGACACUUGGAGUUCUGCUGCAGGUUUUGCAACAGCUUUCCUUUGGCACAUUGCUAAAGGAACUUGGGCCAACUUCAGGAAAAAGAACUGGAAUCUCUCAGACUUCUGUGGGGGCAGAACGUCUCUGUUCGUAAGUCACUUGUGUAUCUAAGAAUCUGUAUCGGUGUAAAAUAUCACUCUUGUGUGAGAACUUAUACCCAUUAAACCACCUCCAGUGGUUUUUCAUUGUCAGUUACUUUUUCUUCCCCAUAAGUGAAAGGCUAUCAGAGCAGCCUUGAUUUGUUCGCACUUCUGUCAGUUUCUAACUUAAACCAACAGCCAGGAAUGUGACGAGGGACGGCCUUUGGCAUUUAUGAAUUUCAUUAUGUCUCCUGUCACCUCAAGUCUCACAAUUAAUCACAAGAAGAAAAGGGGAAAAAUAACCUUCCCCUGCACUGCACUGCAAAGCUAUGUAAAGCCUUUUACAGAGCCAGUGCUAAAUCCUUUCCAUGGACUGACUAGCUGAAGGAUUUAAACUCAGCAAUCCAAUUAGCGCCUUCUCCUUGGAGAGUUAGGGUAAGUUUCAGCAUGGAGUCUGGGAUUCAGCUACACAACUCACAUUAACAUGUAGGGGAAUUUCAUGGAUAAAUCCUUAUCCACACGGUGCAAAUGGAUCCAUUAACUCCUCAUCUCUAUGGUCACAGAAGCUGAAAUUCCUUCAAGAGGGAGGGCUUUAUGUGAGAGGUGGAGGUCUAUGGCCUGGAACUGCUGUCAGGCUGGUGGCUGGGCACUGUCCUGGAAGGUGACAAGACAGCUCUGCAUCUUCUCAUGCACAGAGUCCUGUGUCAAAAAAGCAGCACUGUACACCCACCUCUUCAUGCCCUCUGCUGCCCGAGGCAGAGCUGCUGCAGUCAUUUUGCAUGGUGCUUGAUCAAGACCAGAGUGCUGCCUUGGCAUGCCUGGCACAACAGGCACUGGACUGCUCCAUGCUGGAACUCAGCAUGGGUGUUCAAGAGGCAUUUGGAUCAAAUGCCCCCAGUGUACACUUCAAAUGGUUGCUGCAGGAAAGGAGAAUGGAUAGACCUGCUCCCUAGAGAGAAGAAAACAACUCUAUCCUAUCAUCAUUUUGACAAGAAAAAGGUAGUUCUGCCACCAGAGCACUUGAGGCAGCAGGAAACCAUUUUCCAGACAAGCAGGUGUUAAGAUGCAAACCUCUCCAUCAUUCCAGGGCACCUCCAUAUGCUAAACACCCCCCCUCCUAAUGCCAGCUAUGAGCACCUCUUGCAACAGCGUGAGGCCCCAUAGCACUGAUACAAUCCAGCUUCUGCUGGCACAGCCACCCCCAAGCUGCAGCCGGCCUUGUGUGUCCAGGUCUCAAUGCAGUGUGCAGAGUGGGAAUGUAAUGAAGCCACAAGCACAGCAGUCAAUAACUUGAUGAGUAACUUCCAGCAAGGACAGUUCUGUGUUUAUACAGACUGUAAAAUGCAGUUUUCUAGAUGCUAUCAGAUAAGUACAGUGUUUUCAGAGGGGAGGGGGGAAACAUUGCUAAAGCUCCUUACAGCUGUAACACGAGCAUGGUUAUCUGUUGACAUUUCAGCUGACUUGCAAGCAGGAGGGUUGUGAGUAAAGAGCCACCUUAAGCUGCUGGAAUCAGCUCUGGAAUAUCACAGUCCAGAAAGGAAUAGGGCCAGCCUGUACCUGGCCUGAAGGAUUCAGAAGAGAAGGUGAUGACAGCUAAAUUAUUACCAAAGGCUUCCUCCUGAGAAUCACUGUCUUUGCACUACGAGAGGGAAGAAAGCAACCAGCAUUCAUAAACUAACAGAAAUAAAUCCCAAACACUAACAUUUGUUCAGCAAUUACAUGGAAUAUUUAUCACCACUGGAAUGAAUGGUGAUCUCUGACCCCCCCAAUAUUUUCUGCAAAUGAAUCCAUGAGUUCCAGCCCCUUUCUCUUACCGGUACACGGGACAUAAAGCAUUGCUGCUCUUAGGUGUAGAUGAGAAAGGGAAGAGAAGAUUGACUGUAUUUCUAAUAACGAGUGAAAAAGGAAGUAGGCUGAGAGCCUGCAACAAGACUGUUGUUAAAGGCAGCUCUGUACAAUGUGUGUGUGAGUAAACCAUGGAAUUACUCCAUGCAGCUUGACUUGGACUGUAUUUUAAGGAGCAGAUUUUUAUAGUUAAGACAAUAUUGGUUUCUGAACUGCUUUAGUUUUUAGCUUAUUUAAGAUGCACCUACAAAGCCAACUUCUUAAAAAUUAAUAAAUCUUUCCUUUAAUUCGGUCUGCCAAGAAUGACAAUUGAAUGCUGACUGCUGCAGGAGACACCGUGCUGAUGCAAACCAAAGGACUAGGGAUUAAACAAGGAUUAGUGAGCACUAAAUCAAUGUGUUUCUGGCUGUGUGUCUGUGGUGUGAAAGUGUGGAUGAUUACAUAAAACGUGGCCUGUGGAUUAACACUAGACCAUGUUAAAGCAGUGCUGAGACAGAAGGUUUGAUAUUUAAGCAUAACCAUUCUGUGUGUGCUACCAAAAAGAAUGAUGGCACGAAUACGGAAGAACAAGUGGCUUUUUCUUUGUAGUAGUCUGAAAUUCCAGCCAGGAUCCCCACAGUAAUUUUACAAGUAGGGCUGGCUCCGUUUAAUCCAUGCACUGGAGGUUUAUUUUAUAACAUGAGGAAAACUAACAAGAAUUAAGAUCGCAGUGAUUUUUGGCAGUUCAUUUGAGGAACUCACGGUAUGAAAUUAAACACAACAAAAACGUACAGCCUGGUCAGAUACAGCAGACAGAAACGUAACAUUUUCAAGACCUGAAGCAGACUCGUUAUAAGAGUUGCCAACAAUACCACAUUAAGCACAGAGCAAGUAGCCAAAUUCUUUGUCCCCUGACCACACCACACACCCCAUCCCUUCGGUCAAGCCACUGCAAGCCUGACUCUGCCUUGGUUAGGCACCAACUGUGGUCAUGUCAUGUCUGACUUUAUUACCAGCACCCCUUACCAAACAGGUGGCACCAGCUUCAUUUGGGUGGAGCCAUCUUCUCCUCGGUUCAUUUUUGAAGGACGUCAGCUUCAUUUACGCAGCCUAUUAAGAUUUCUUUUUCCCAGUUCAGUCUCAUCACACCCCUGCGACAUUUUGUGCUCAUGUCUGAAGCAGCAGAUUUCCAGUUUCAGCUAUCAGUGGUUUAUUUGCCUUCAGUACAAUCCAUCACAAAAACAUUGACACCUUAAUGUAACAUUAUCAGACCACAUCGUAGGGACCAUGGCAACAGAAUUUCUCAGUUUUUAAUAUUUUGCUCAUCUCAUUAAUUAAUAUAUCUGUAUGUUCUAUCAACAUUGCUGUGUUCUGCCUUAUUCUGACUUACCAUAAAGGAAUUUGAUUUGCAGUUCACUAUUGUAAGAGGAAGAGAAAGAGGGAGAGGACACAAAACUGAGAUGGAAGCAGCAGCCUGCAGGCCCACUACAACAACACGGGGCUGUUACCACAGCACUACAGACCCAAACCCCGUCCUUCAGGGAGCAGCACCCACUCAGCACUGCUCCAACAGGAAUUACCGGGUCCCCAAAGUAGAACUCUGACUAGGUGGGACAGGGGGGCACUUGCUUUCUCACUGAGAUCAACUACAUGGAACACCCAUCGUCCCAUGGAGUUGAUAGCAGCUCUCCUUUAUCAGCUACAGAAGCACAAGGUGAGCUUAAGCUGCAAGUUGGUAUUCAAGCUUUUGUGAUUUUACACCGCAGAGCCUUAUGAAUGCAUACGUUCUCUUUACCAUUACAGUAUAUCCUUACAGAAUUAGGUCCCAAAUGUGACUUCUGUGGCUUUUGUUCCUUAUCGCUUUGUUACCAGCUCUGGAUGUUAACCUGAAUAAAAGUGAUUUAU